UUCAUGGCCGCAGAAAUGGAAAUAUUCUGUUCUGUGUAGGUUUUGUGUUAAUGAUUUGAAACAUCGACGAAUUACGUGACGAAUGUGAUGCUGGUUGUUCUCCAAAAUCAUGCAUUGCAUUAGGGAAUAUCGAUUUCAAAGGAAGACAGUUAUCUGUUGUGUCUUUGGCUUAUCAGAAACAGUAAUGGAAACUCUCUACACGGGACAUAUCCAUGGAUUUCCACCAUCAGCGAACAUAUCAUACGGAUCACUAAGCACUGCAUGGGGCUCACAAGGAGGUUUAAUUGCUUUAGGAGUAGUCCUUGGUAGCUCUGUUAGUUUAGUUGGACUAGCAUUUGCUUUUAUUACAUACAGUUUAUUUUCAGAUUUAAAAUCUUUGGCAGGAACAACUCUAUUAAGCCUUCUAGCUUCAUUGUUUAUGAGUCAGUUACUCUUUGUUAUUGGAGUUGGAGGUGUACAGGACCCGGAACUAUGUUUGUCACUGUCGCUGGCAUUGCUCUUCAUGAAAUUGGCAUCACUCUGCUGGAUUUGUUGUUGUUGUCAUCACGCUUUUGUUUUAUUUCGCUCAAACACCAAUCUCUGCCCAAGUCGAGAAUCAACAAUGGGUAAAACAUUGAUUAACUAUAGUCUCGUAUCAUGGGGGUAUCCUUUGAUAAUGCUUGGAGUUGCAGCUGCCUUUAAAUAUAAAGAAAGAGACAUUAGAAUCAGCGGUUAUACACACUUACAAAUUUUUUCCCAAAUAGUGCAAGAAUUGAAUGGAGAAAAUCACUGCUGGUUAAUGGAAGGAUCGGCAUAUGUUUGGGGGUUCUUAAUGCCAGCUAUCGUUUUACUUUUCUCAGGGUUCUAUCUUGCGUGUCAAGGAGAGGGAGCCAUAAAAAUUGCUGCUGCUCUACAAAUUGAUUCCCGCACAAAAAAUAAGUUAAUUAAAAAGCGAGGUUUACAAAUAGGAUUAUUUUUUAAGAUCUUGGUUGUCCUAUCAACCGUUGUAGCACUUGGUGCUAUUGCUUCUAUUGGAAAUAUUAUGGAGCUUUGGUCUGUUUACAGCAUUGCACAGGGAAUACAGGGUCUCGUGAUAGCAUUGCUCGUAUCUUGUAACUGUAAAGUUUUGAAACUCUACUCAGCUCCUAAAACUAAUAAGUCGCGCCGUGGGACGUAUCGCAGUCUGAAGGAUGGCGAUGGAGGUAGAUAUGGACAUCUUUCUAUAUCAAAUCCCAAUUACGAGGAAAUAUCCCACAUCAGUAACAUUCCUAGCGACGGUGUUUCGAGUCUUACCAAAAUGUCUUAUAAAGAAGGAUGUUUUGUAGAUCGCAUGGAUAACUCUACUACAACAGCAUUGGAUUGCGCUUUUAAUGGUGAAUUAUCUACUACACUUUCUAUUGAUGAAGUAUCCAAAAAUCCCUUGCCUGUCUCAGUGUAAAGUGAUGUACAAUGCAUAUCAUGUUGAGUGUCAGGCCACUGCUAGACACACCAAAAAUAAACUACAGUAACGUAAAGUUUUGACAACCGAAAAAUAACGCUUAUAAACAAAAUUAAUCGUGACCAAAACCAAUCGAAUUUUGUUUCCUUCAAUUUUAAUAACAAUAAUUGGAAAACAUAAGUAAUAUAUAUAUAAUAAAUUGUUGGUUUGUACUGCAAAAGCAAACUAACAGCAAUUUCGUUUGGAUUUCGCUGCGCCGAUCGAAAUCAGUCGACCGAAAAAAGAAACGUUACAAUGCUUUAUAUUUCAUGAGUAAGGUUUUUCAUUAUGAUGACUUUUUGGUGUGUCUAGCAGGGGCAUUAUGCUAGAUCAAUGCCAGGGAGUACAGAUGAAAUCUGUUCGCUAUGUAGGACAAUAAGUUCAUAUCAGUGAUGGUUUGUAUGGCAACAGAACAUGGAGUAUGGACACUGAAAAACUAUUCGGUAUAAAGUAGUUUACAUAACUUAUUCAUAUCACAGCCACAAAAGAAAUAUAAAAUUAUUUGCCGUCCAAAUUCAACAAUAUUUUGUACUGAUUUUUACUAUAAUGAUCAUUAUAAGGUUGAUGGUCGAAGUGGUUUUCAUGUUUGCAAUAAGUAACCAAAUUAUAUACAUAUUGAUCCCAAGUAUACCCAAACAACUGCAAAAUGGUUUAAAUGUCAAAAUUGUGUUUUAAUGAUGAAUAAAAUUGUAAUGACUCCAAAUUAAUGGUUUGUAAA
Messenger RNA from Anopheles arabiensis, 2174 nucleotides. Its product is annotated as adhesion G protein-coupled receptor L1-like. The transcript has 10 exons. The coding region runs from base 110 to 1417 and encodes 435 amino acids. Gene Ontology annotation, biological process: cell surface receptor signaling pathway; G protein-coupled receptor signaling pathway. The record is from RefSeq and is a predicted model, not a curated record. NCBI's taxonomy places the organism in Eukaryota, Metazoa, Arthropoda, Insecta, Diptera, Culicidae. Gene Ontology annotation, cellular component: membrane. Gene Ontology annotation, molecular function: G protein-coupled receptor activity.